AUGUCGCCUGACGUCCGGCUCUCCGUCUCCUGGUUGAGCCGGGUGGUCCUGUUGUUCGCGUGCUGUUCACAUGCCUUCUACAUCCCAGGAUAUUCGAUACGGAGCUAUCGAGAUGAUGAGAACAUCCCCCUCCUCGUGAACAAGGUGUAUUCAGACAACAGCCAGCUCCAAUACGCUUACUUCGAACUCCCUUUCGUGUGUCCCCCCACCGGCCGUAAACACCAUGGCUCAUCCGUCGCCAGUGGCCACAGCAUCCCGCUCAAUCUGGGGGAGGUCUUACGGGGCGACCGGAUCAAGACGUCGGAUCUGGAGGUGAACAUGGGUCAAGACAUUGACUGUCAGUAUCUGUGCGAUCGAGUCGUUGGCCGGAAAGAGAUGAAGUGGGCGCAACAACUCAUUGAAGGAGAGUUCCUUACCGAAUGGAUUCUCGACAAUCUCCCCGGAGCCACUUCAUUCGUCACCGUUGAUCGCAGUCGGAAGUACUACGCGGCCGGCUUUAAGAUGGGCUACAAGGAUUUCGACGUCGCGACGGGAAAAGAGCGGUUCUAUCUGUACAACCACCACACCCUGGUCGUUCGCUGGCGCAAGGCCCCGGGAAGAGCUGGCGACAACGGCGGUAAGGUCAUUGUGGGAUUCGAAGUCUACCCGAAGAGCAUCAGUGCCGGACACCGCAAUGAAACCGGCUGUCCGCUCGACGUGUCAGGAGACCAGGAACCUCUUGCCCUGUUCAUUCCGGCCAACAACAGCGGCUUGACCGAGCAGUACGCGGACUCGUCCUACGUGCCGAUCGAGGCCAAUGAAGACUUGAACGAUGGUGCCACCAUGACCAUCCCGUAUACAUAUUCAGUCUAUUUCCGGGAAGCCAAAGAUGUCGACUGGGCCAACCGCUGGGAUCUUUACUUCAGUGAUCAGACCGGAAGCUCCUCCACUCACUGGCUAGCCAUUGUCAACUCGUUGAUCAUCUCCGGGAUCCUGGGCGCAGUCUGUAUUGUUAUCUGGGGCCGGACCAUGCAAGGUGACGCCAAAGGUCGAGGCGACGGUGUGCUAGAAGAGGCUAGAUUGCGGAUCAUCCGGCGGGCAGAGAAGAAGAAGUCAACCACCGGUCUUCUUGAAAAGCCUGCCGAGGCGGCCCCUGAGGACGACCUGAUGUCGGAUGAAGAGCCGCUGGAAGAGAUUACGGGAUGGAAGAUGCUGCACGGUGAUGUCUUCCGACCGCCCCCGUACGGUGGUCUUUUGGCUCCCCUGAUCGGUUCUGGGAUGCAACUUGUCUUCAUGAUCGUGGGGCUUCUGGUCCUCAGCUGCGCCGGUGUCCUGAAUCCCAGUUGGCGCGGAGGAUUCUGGAGCGUCGCAGUCGGGCUCUUCGUGUUGGCAGGUGGAUUCUCGGGGUACUUCUCAGCCCGGGUUUACAAGACCUUUGGGGGCCAAAACUGGCGUAAGAACACGAUGAUGACCGCCCUUCUCUUCCCCGGCCUGGUCUUCACCCUUGUUUUCGUUCUGAAUCUGUUCACCUGGGCACAAGCAUCUUCCACCGCCCUCCCAUUCUCGACGCUCCUGGGACUGGCCUGCCUCUGGCUUCUUAUCCAGCUUCCGCUCGUCCACUUCGGCUCUUAUAUCGGAUUUUACCGGUCCGCAGUUUGGGAACAUCCCACUCGAACGAACGCGAUCGCGCGACAAGUCCCUCCGCAGGCAUGGUAUACGAAACACCAAAUCACUCUGGCCCUUGGAGCCGGUCUGGUCUCGUUUGCGGUUCUCUUCAUCGAACUCAUCUUCCUGUUCCGGUCCCUGUACCUUGACAAGUCAUCUUACUACUAUGUCUUUGGCUUCCUGAGCAUCAUAUCAGCCUUGCUCUCCAUCACCAUUGCCGAGACCGUGAUCAUCACUACAUAUAUACAACUGUGCGCCGAGAACUACCACUGGUGGUGGCAAUCGUUCUUCGUGGGAGGAGCGUCUGGAUUUUGGAUCUUUGUCUAUUCGGUGUGGUAUUAUGCCACUCGGCUGCACAUCGAAGGGUUUGUGAGUAGUCUGUUGUUUUUCAGCUACAGCGCGCUUGCUUGUGCAGUAUAUUCACUGGCGACGGGGACGAUUGGCUUCCUGACGGCCUACAUGUUCAUUCGGCGGAUAUAUGGGGGGGUCAAGGUGGAUUGA
This is a messenger RNA of Capronia coronata CBS 617.96, 2145 nucleotides long. RefSeq lists its product as uncharacterized. The record is from RefSeq and is a predicted model, not a curated record. NCBI's taxonomy places the organism in Eukaryota, Fungi, Ascomycota, Eurotiomycetes, Chaetothyriales, Herpotrichiellaceae. Bases 1 to 2145 code for a protein of 714 amino acids. The transcript is spliced from 3 exons. Gene Ontology annotation, cellular component: Golgi apparatus; membrane. Gene Ontology annotation, biological process: protein localization to membrane; vacuolar transport.